AUGGAAAAUGAAUAUACUUUUAAUUAUGAUGAAGUCAAACGAAUAUUUGAAAGUGUUCCACAAACAAAUUCAACAAAGAAAAAAACUAAAUCUAUUCCCUAUAAAACUCGUUUUCAAGCUCGUACAAAACUACCCAGUAUUAUUAAAAAUGAUGAACAUUUAAUUCAAACUCGUUCAAAUACAAAUUCAUUGAUGACAAGUCAAUUAAAUCAAACAUCAAGAACAAUUUCAUUUACUUUACAAAGUAUUCGUGUUUAUCAAAUAAUGCAAAUUGAACAAUUUUGCUUUCAUACACAGCACGAUUUUUAUGUAAUAUCAAAUAUUAUACAAUAG
This is a messenger RNA of Rotaria sp. Silwood1, 333 nucleotides long. Lineage: Eukaryota; Metazoa; Rotifera; Eurotatoria; Philodinida; Philodinidae. The record is from the annotation of a GenBank genome assembly.